Molecule: messenger RNA, 2256 nt
Organism: Malassezia japonica
Lineage: Eukaryota; Fungi; Basidiomycota; Malasseziomycetes; Malasseziales; Malasseziaceae
Gene: MSS4
Product: 1-phosphatidylinositol-4-phosphate 5-kinase
Exons: 1
Coding region: 1-2256 (751 amino acids)
Biological process (GO): phosphatidylinositol phosphate biosynthetic process
Cellular component (GO): plasma membrane
Molecular function (GO): 1-phosphatidylinositol-4-phosphate 5-kinase activity
Source: RefSeq, a predicted model, not a curated record
AUGACACGGCGCAAGCGCGGCUCGCGAUGGCGCCGCACCGCCUCGAUUCCGCUGGACGACGACGAGGCAGAAGGUCUCACGCCGCCGCUCCGUUCCUACCUCCCUUCGCUGUGGGGCUCGGAGCAUAAGUCGGCGCCGGCCUCGCCACAUACCCCGGACGAGGCACAGACCCCGGACGAGGCCGAGGACGCAGUCCAGCGGUCGCAUUCCGAGCACCGCCGGCGCCGGAAGGACGACAAGCACCGCCCCCGAACGCGGCCGUGGGAGGCGAGCAACCGCUUCCAGCAGGCACUCUAUGACGAUACAGAGCAGCAGCACGAGGUGCCGCCCGUGCCGCCCGUGCCGGCAUGGGCAUCGGCACCGGCACCGUCGUCGUUGGCACCGCCGGCGCUUGCGCCCCCGGCGUCGGAAGAGCACGAGAGCAAGGAGCCGCAUCCUGCCGUCGCCGCUCCCCCGAUCCUCUCGCUGAAUAUCCCGUCGCUGGGGCGCGCGGAAAAUGAGCCGGCAGUCGAAGAGCGCCGCGGCUCGGAAGCGCCGACGAUGCAGAGCACGAAUGCCUCGCUCGAGCUCAGCUCCGACGUCGCAGACGGAGGGCACGCCUCGCCGCUGGGCAUCGACAUGAAUACAAGCCCCACGUCGGGUGCGCCACGCCAGGGCGAGCGCCGCGCGCGGCUGCAGCGUGCGCCGUCCAGCCACGUCCCGGAGCGUCGCCUGAGCGCCGCGACGAGCUACUCGAGCAUGUCGUCGGCCGGCGCAGUCGAGGCGCCGACGUUUGACGAGGAGAUGGCGCAGAAUGCGGAUAACCUACGCCGCUCGCGCCGCGCCAAGGAGCAGCAAGGCGCACGGCCGCCGCCGUCGCCGCGGUCGCCCCGCUCGCCCCGCUCGCCGCGGAUGCAGCAGCAAGCGCACACCGAGGAUACGUCCGAGGUGCCGCAUGUGCUAGUCGGCAACCUCAUCGGCGAGGAGCACGUCAACUACGUGCUCAUGUACCACAUGCUCACCGGGAUCCGGAUCGGCGUGUCGCGCUGCGAGUCGCGUCCGCGCACGCCGCUUACGCCGCAAGACUUUUCGGCCAAGUACAAGUUUACGUUUGACAUUGUUGGUAACGAGCUGAGUCCUUCGUCGUUUUACGAUUUCAAGUUCAAGGACUAUGCGCCCGCCGUCUUUCGUGACCUGCGGCACCACUUCCAUUUGGACACGGCCGACUACCUCUUGUCGCUCACCGCCAAGUAUAUCCUCUCCGAGCUGGGCUCGCCCGGGAAGAGUGGCUCGUUCUUUUACUUCUCGCGCGACUACCGCUUCAUCAUCAAGACGAUUCGGCACGGCGAGCACAAGUUCUUGAUGAAGAUCCUGCCCGAGUACUACCGCCACGUCCGGGCGAAUCCCCAUACGCUCCUCUCUCAGUUCUACGGACUGCACCGCGUGAAGCUGCCGGGAGGGCGCAAGAUCCACUUUGUGAUCAUGAACAACCUCUUUCCGCCCCACCGCGAUAUCCACGAGAUGUACGACCUGAAGGGGAGUCUCGUGCACCGCGAGCAAAAGUCGGCGAACCCCCAUGCGGUGCUCAAGGACAUGAACUGGGUGCGCCGCGGCCGCAGCAUCGAGCUGGGGCCGGAGAAGCGCAGUCUCUUUGUCCAGCAGCUGCGCAGCGACGUGAGCCUCUUGCAGAAGCUGUCGAUCAUGGACUACAGUCUGCUCAUUGGUCUGCACGACCUCAAGAUCGGCAACCACAACGAGCUGCAGCAGUCGCUGCAAGUGUUCCAGCCCGAGACGGAGACGCAAGAGUCGGCACAGUCGCCCACGCAGCCGACGCCGGCGCUGCGCCGGCCCAGCAUCGUAGUGAGCCACGGAGAAGAGUCGGUGCUCCUGGCCUCGCCCGACGCCUCGGUCCAGUCGCCGAUCAAGGAAAAGAACCACCAGGCACUGCGCAGCGCGCUGCGCAGCGCCGACCCGACGGUCCUCUCGGCGCAGACCGCGACCAAGUUGCCGAACCGCAUGGCAGAGCGCCGGCACUAUGUCUUUUACCAGGACGAGGGCGGAUUCCGCUCCACCAACGAACAGAAUGAGCCGACCAAUACCAUCUACUACUUCGGCAUCAUCGACCUCUUUACCCAAUACGAUGCGGUGAAGCGCGGCGAGCACCUGUGGAAGGGGCUCUUUCACAACCGCCACCUCAUCUCUCCCGUGCCUCCCAAAGAGUACGGCGAACGGUUCAUCAAGUUUCUGUUGCGGCGCCCGAAUCAGGCGCCUUCAUAG